Molecule: messenger RNA, 407 nt
Organism: Nanorana parkeri
Lineage: Eukaryota; Metazoa; Chordata; Amphibia; Anura; Dicroglossidae
Product: vesicle-associated membrane protein 1-like
Exons: 5
Coding region: 108-407 (99 amino acids)
Biological process (GO): vesicle-mediated transport; SNARE complex assembly; vesicle fusion
Cellular component (GO): plasma membrane; SNARE complex
Molecular function (GO): SNAP receptor activity; syntaxin-1 binding
Source: RefSeq, a predicted model, not a curated record
UCCACCAUCUACCCUCCGCCUUCUCCUCCAUCUGUGACUCCCUGAGCCCGUGCACCAGACACUGACGGAUCAGAGAGAGAAGAGCCAACAUCUGCCCAGACGCCAUUAUGUCAACCUCAGGAGGUCUUCCACCAAGCAGUAACCGCAGAUUGAUUCAAACUCAAGCCCAAGUCAAUGAGGUGGUGGACAUCAUGCGUGUAAAUGUGGACAAGGUCCUGGAAAGGGAUCAGAAGCUGUCUGAGCUGGAUAACAGGGCAGAUGCACUCCAGGCUGGGGCCUCGCAGUUUGAGACAAAUGCAGCUAAACUGAAGAGGAAAUACUGGUGGAAGAACUGCAAGAUGUUGAUUGUCAUGGGAGUGGUGUGUGCACUAAUGUUCAUCAUCCUUGUAAUUUACUUUUGCACUUAA